CGAAGAGGGUACCGAAGAAGAUCGAAGAUGCCGUUACGAUAUCUUCUCAGUUUUCUGGCCAAUGAACAAGUCGUUGAAAGACUUGCUAAUUCAUACCCCAUUCGUCGUCUGGCUCAGCUGACACAUUACACCUACAGACAGGUAACACUCUGGGGUAAUGAUGCUCUUGAUAAAGCUGUCAAAUCUAGGGAGGCUCCAGAAAAUGUUAAGAAAAACAGCCAGAUGUCAAACAGAGUUGUUUCCUUCUCAAGGAAUUUUUUCAAAAAUGUUCAGGAAGAGAUAGAUAAGAUCCAACAGAAACCAAGACAGUGACAUCAUCACCUGUCCAUUGGUAGUCUUGUGUGAAAUCUUGAGGGGGUUAACCUUUUACAUUUUUGUUCUAGAACAGAAUGGAGAAAGCUAGGAACUUAUGAGAUGGUUGUUUAAAAGUGAUAAGGUGCAAAGAAAAUUGAUUUUUCAGCUUGCCCUAUGGAACCAUUUCCAGCUAGCCCUAAACCUCUUCAUACCAGCCUUUCUUCAUCAGCAGACAAAAAAGUGUCAAUCUCUUACUUGCCCUUUAAGCAAGUGAAAUAUUAAAUCCAUCAGA
Pocillopora verrucosa is the source of this 586-nucleotide messenger RNA. Its product is annotated as protein NCBP2AS2 homolog. The record is from RefSeq and is a predicted model, not a curated record. Lineage: Eukaryota; Metazoa; Cnidaria; Anthozoa; Scleractinia; Pocilloporidae.